This is a messenger RNA of Medicago truncatula (barrel medic), 1878 nucleotides long. Its product is annotated as coumaroyl-CoA:anthocyanidin 3-O-glucoside-6''-O-coumaroyltransferase 1. The transcript has a single exon. Bases 20 to 1561 code for a protein of 513 amino acids. The record is from RefSeq and is a predicted model, not a curated record. NCBI's taxonomy places the organism in Eukaryota, Viridiplantae, Streptophyta, Magnoliopsida, Fabales, Fabaceae.
GUAAAAUGAGUGGUGCCAGAUGAAGGUGAUUAAAUAUCGGGAAAUGAUGAGACAUAUUUUCAAGUUCAACUUACUCUUUUCUCAUCUCAUUUCAAAACAAUACAACAACAUGAGCAACACAAACAUGCUUCAUCAUCACGAGAUCAAAUUCUAUCAUAACGAAACAGUAAUUAUGAAGGUGAUAGAGCAGACUCAAAUUUCACCACCACCAAGUUCACUUCCAUCACCAACGAGAAUCCCUCUCACUUUCUUUGACAUUUCUUGGUUUUACUGCAAACCCCCCCUUAAACGCAUCUUCUUCUACCACUUUCCUCACCCAACUCAUCACUUCCUCCAAACAACACUUCCUAUUCUCAAACACUCACUUUCCUUAACCCUUCAACACUUCUUUCCCUUCACCUCCAACCUCAUCAUCCCUCCAAAUUCCCAUAACACUCCUCCUUUCAUACGUUACCUUGAUGAAGACUCUAUCUCCUUCACCAUAGCUGAAUCCUCAGCAGACUUCAACAUCCUCAUAUCUGAUUCACAAGAUGCUCAAAAUUGGCACCCUCUUGUUCCAAAUUUACCUCCACCUCGUACUGAACAAAAUGGUACAUGUAUUGUUCCUCUCAUGGCCAUUCAAAUCACCAUUCUACCUAACUCUGGCUUCUCUAUAUGUCUCGCGUUUAAACACGUUGUUGCAGACGGAAAAUCACUUCAUCAUUUCAUGAAAUUUUGGGCAUUUGUUUCCAAAGCUAUAACAAACAACAACGAGUUGUCUCUUGAAUACUCUCCGCCUCUUGAUCUUCCUUCCCAUGAAAGAGAUAGAGUACUUAAACACCCAACGGCUCCUAAACUCAACUACUUUCAAGAAAUACAAUAUUUUGUAUUGGAAAUCAUGAAAUCCACAAGUCUAGUUCGAGAUGCAGCUUAUGCUAACAAAGUACGAACUAGUUUAGUAUUGAGUCGUGAAGAAGUUCAGAAAAUGAAGGGAUGGAUCAUUGAUAAAUGUAAAGACUCAACACCACACAUGUCAACUUUUGUUGUAACAUGUUCCUUGAUUUGGUUUUGUAUGGUCAAAUCAGAACAAAGUAAAAGUGAUCUAGUGUACUUCAUGUUUUUUGCAGAUUGUCGUGAUCGUCGUGAAUUUUCAUUAUCGAAAACUUAUUUUGGAAACUGUCUUGCUUCUUAUACUGUAGUUGUAAAUAGGGGUGAGUUAGUUGGAAAAGAUGGUAUUCUUGUGGCGGCAAAUGCUAUUGAACGGAAGAUAAGAGAUUUCAAGAGUGAUGCCUUGUUGGGAGUUGAAACGUUGAUGCCUGAUUAUAGGGAAAUAAUAAAACCAGGUAACUCUGUUAAAAUGGUUUCUGGGUCGCCUAAACUUGAUGUUUAUGAGACUGAUUUUGGGUGGGGAAAACCAAAGAAAUCCGAUGUAGUGCAUAUUGAUUCGUCCAGUUCGAUUUCUCUUUCUGAUUGUAGAGAUGGUCGAGGUGGAAUUGAGGUUGGUUUGGCUCUUGAGAGGUCUCAAAUGACUAAUUUCAUCAGUAUCUAUAAUGAACAACUUGGUGAUAUUUGUAGCAUGUGAAUGAAAAAAACUCAUACUAUCCUCUCCAGCUGCUACAUGGUGCAACUCUACCAUAGAACUAUAAGAUUAAGAGAGAGAACUCUAAAUCAUUAUCACAUUGUGAAUAAAAGAAACUUAAACUUCCAUGGUCUCCUUAACGUAAUUUUUAGUAACAAUUUCGUUAGUUGUAUUUUUUUAAUGUCAUUUCCGUUCUUUUGAUCAAUUUACAUAAAUCAUGGUAUCCUUUAUGUUGCAUGGAUAGACCAGAUAAAAAAUUUCUUGUAACGAUUUUGUGUGGCGUUGAAUGUCUAAUAAUACUAUAAAUAAUGGCUUCAUAA